AUGAAUCGCAAGCUAACGAAUUAUUUUGGCAAACCUGAGCGUAGGGCCAUAAACUCUCGUAAGGAAUCUGAAGCUUGCGCUAUAGAACUGGAACCGUCACAGGCCUGUGCAUCUAGAGACUACAAUUUCGACAACACAAAACAAUUGUUCACAGACCAGUUCCACAAACAAAUAAGAGUUAUACUGUGUAAACUGUAUCUUGACAGUCCUGAAUUGGUAAAAGUCAGGAAGCAAAACCAAACAAUUAAGAAUGAAUGGAUGAGUGAGUACAACUGGCUUUCAUACAGUAAAAUGUUACGUGGUGGAUUUUGUACUGCAUGUGUUCUGUUUUCUCCUUCAGGUGCCGAAAUCGGUUCCCAGGCGUUGAAAACACUGGUAAAAGAACCAUUGGUCAAAUACAAGAAGGAUAUGGAAGAUCUUCGUCAUCAUGAAAACGCAAAAUAUCACAAAUUUUCCAUGGAGAAGGCUAUAGAAUUCACCAAGUCUAUGGAAUCAAGUAAAAAAAGUAUUGCCGUUGUUCUUGAUAUCAAGAAAUCUUCACUAAAAGAUGAAAAAACUGAUUAUCUUCUAGAGGUAAAACAUGCAGUAUUUCAGAGUUUUUUGGCUUUUCGUAUGGAUGCUGGAGAUGAAGAUUUAAAACAUCAUUUCAGUACAUGUGGCCGAAACAGUUCUAUGAUAAGUAACACAGUCCAAAACGAAGUCAUACAUUGCAUUCGUGACACUAUUUGCUCCUCAAUGUCGAGGGAUGUGAAAAAGGGUAAAUUUUUUAGCAUUAUAUGUGAUGAAACAACUGACGUCACCACUAAGGAACAGAUGACAUUUUGUGUUAGGUACAUUGACAUAGAGACCUUUGUUACCAUAGAAGCCAUGAAUGAAGAACUCAAGACACUGGGCCUGAGCUAUCAGUAUCUUUGUGGACAGGGCUAUGAUGGCGGCUCAAAAAUGGCUGGGAGAUUUAAAGGAGUUCAAGCUCUUAUUUUAAGUAAACAACCAAAAUGUUCCCUAGAGGAAGUUAUAUCACGACUACCGUUGACAAACCCAAAGAAAACAAAGUUGAAGGCAAUGUGUCCAACAAGAUGGGUGGAAAGACACGAUACCCUUAUUACUUUCCAGGAGCUAUUUGUCCCAGUCGUGACCUUGCUUGACGAACUUUCAAGUAGUCGUGAAACCAACGCAGAAAUGGCUAGUAAAGCUUGUAUGUUUAUUUCUGCUGUCCGAAGAGGAGACUUCAUAGUCGUGUUAGCAACUGCAGCAUAUUACUUCUCUUUAACUCUCAGACUAAGCGAACAACUCCAAAGGCCUAAAAUGGAUUUAACAACUGCCUUAAAUCAUGUCAAUGAUGUGCUUGAGGUGUUCAACUAUAUAAGGACGGAUUCGAAAAUAGUAUUCGGAAGUAUUUUUGAAGACUCUGUCAAACUGGCAGAAGAAAUUGGUAGUGUAAUAGCAAUGCCAAGAACUAUUUCAACACAAACCAAAAGAGACAACGUUUCUGCUUCAAACGCCGAGGAAUACUUCAGGCGAACAGUAUUUUUACCUGUUGUGAAUCGUUUUAUUGCCGAGCUAGAAACAAGAUUUUCGCACCCUAUUACCACUUCAAGGAGCGAACUGAAACUAUGGAAGAAAAAGUGGGUUGAUGAAAGUAAAAGACCUGAAAUAGUAAGUGAAGCAUUAAACAACUGUGACGAGCAGUUUUUCCCAAAUGUAUAUGUUUUAUUCCAAAUAUCUGGGACUACUCCUGCCACCACAAGCACUCCUGAACGAAGCUUCUCUACUUUGAGACGAAUAAAGACUUAUUUGCAAAGAGAUAUGGACAUUGAAAAUCUCAUUGACAUAUUCAGUAAAAAGAAACAGAGGCGAAUGAGCAUGACAAAUUGGGCAGAAGACGGAAAUAUACAGUGA
Messenger RNA from Schistocerca serialis cubense, 1899 nucleotides. RefSeq names its product zinc finger MYM-type protein 1-like. NCBI's taxonomy places the organism in Eukaryota, Metazoa, Arthropoda, Insecta, Orthoptera, Acrididae. The record is from RefSeq and is a predicted model, not a curated record. Bases 1 to 1899 code for a protein of 632 amino acids. Gene Ontology annotation, molecular function: protein dimerization activity. The transcript has 8 exons.